Molecule: messenger RNA, 14445 nt
Organism: Pseudophryne corroboree (corroboree frog)
Lineage: Eukaryota; Metazoa; Chordata; Amphibia; Anura; Myobatrachidae
Gene: SYTL2
Product: synaptotagmin like 2
Exons: 18
Coding region: 583-13662 (4359 amino acids)
Biological process (GO): intracellular protein transport; exocytosis
Cellular component (GO): exocytic vesicle; plasma membrane
Molecular function (GO): neurexin family protein binding; small GTPase binding
Source: RefSeq, a predicted model, not a curated record
GGCCUGGGGGUAACAUAGGGGAAGGGCAGAGAACGGAGGGUGCAGUAGGAUUUAUUAGUCACACACAGGACUCCUAUUGGCAGGGAGUUUUAUACUCCAUUAUCCGCCCAUUCCCUGUGCAGAGAGAGCAGGGGAGCGAGUGAGUGGACUGAGCUCCCAGCCUGGGUCACUGCUGCAGCAAUAGCAAAUUAAGCAAUUAACCACCAGCUUCCAGCAUCUGAAUGGUCUUAUUCCCGACCUGAGGUGGGGAGCGGAGGAGCCCUGGGAGAUCACAUUACCUGCAGUGAUGUUUCCCGGUGUGUCGGUCCCCAGCUGAACAAUUCCGUCCUCUGCAACGCCUGGAAGCAGACAGUGUUAGCAUGUGACCGUAAUAACGUGGAACGUGGAGUCUUGCUGAGUUUCUGCUGACCAAAAGUAAUGCACAGUUAUUCUGCCAACAAGCCCAAAGUGUGGAAGGCACCGGAGCUCCACCGCGCUGAGACGUCAGCCCCCCUCCUGUGAGAGCCCGUCUGCCGGAGUACAUUGCUGAGCGACCUGCUCUGUUUUAUACGAUAACUGCUAUUGAUUCUUGUAAAAGACAAAAUGAUUGAUCUUGGCUUUUUAACGGAAGCCGAGCAGGAGGCUAUCCUGCAAGUCCUGCAAAGAGACGCUCAGCUGAAGAAGGCAGAAGAGGAGCGCGUUCGUCACCUACAAGAUGUAGUCAGCGAUGAGAAUGAGCUGAAGUACAAAAGCGGUCAGUGGUUUUACGACGCAAAAUCAAAGCGGCAUAGUGAUAAAAUCCAUGGAGCCGACCUCGUCAGGGCGUCCAUUAGGAAACGCAAGAAGCCGGCCACUAUAGCCGAGCUAAGUGAGAUGAGUAGGAACCAGUCAAAGAGGCGCUCCGUGAACAGUAUCAACAAAGACCUUUUUAUUCCUCCAGAGCUGUUCGGUGUCAUGGAAGUGCCGGAUGAAGCCGACGAAGAUCUAAAGCCAAACAAGGUGGAAGCUAACCAGAGUUCAAAAAGAGUGAGCUUCAUCCCUAGCGAUAAAGACAAGGACAUCUUGAAGAAUGGCCUGUCGUCACCUGCCAAGCAAAGAAAAAAUCCAUUCAAUUCAGAAGGUUUAGAAGACGUGACAGGCCUUGGCAGCGACACAACAGAUUCAAAGCCCCAAGAUGUCCAAGUGAACGGGCAACCGGAAGCGAAGCCUGACAUCAUGUCAUCAAUAAUUAAGUACGGUGUGAAAUUACCUUACCCAGAACUAAAAGGAGGCAGGAGCAUUUCACAGAAGACCGCAGAUGACAUUCCACCAAAACCUGACGCCAAACAUCCUGUACCAAAGCCAAGAACAUUUUAUACCAAUGGCCAGGUCCCACAACCGUCUGACUCUUUCCUCAAAAGGGAGGACUCCAUCAAUGGCACGAACAGACGAGGUAUAUUAAAACGUAGGUCCAGUUCCAGUUCUACAGACUCCGAAAGCGUAAGAAUACCUCACAGUGUUGAUUCCAACAAAAUAGUAAUGCCUGUUUCCCCCAUUCCCGAAGCUGGUCAGAAUUAUUUAUUUGAUGAACAACUUGCAACUUCUGAAGGCUCACCAGACAGGCAAAAACAAGUGAGGUUCUCUGAGAAGGUUCUUCAGAAACCACCUUCUCCAAAGCCAGAACCCUACAGUGUAAGAGAGACUGAUGAAUUUGGCAUCCUAGAACCAGGUGUCCAUUUAGGGGACUUAGACAGUGAGUCUGUACUAUUUCAAUAUCCUCACUCUGCCGUGGAUUAUAAUAACUCGGCUGAGGUUCUUGGACAAAAUGGCCUUCAGGAAAAAACUUCAAUCUCCUCUUUGGAUGCUGAAGAGCUUCUGGUUGACCCAGAUGAAGAAAUAAGCAAUCACAGAGUACCGCCCAUUUUGGAAGAAAGACAUCCUGAGAGAAGCGUUGAUUAUAAUGGUACAGAACCCUUGUACGCCGUUGUGAACAAGACUCCACAAUCCGCCUCGUCGGAUCAAGCACAAGUGUUUGCUAUGGAAGAUGCUCAAACGGAACCAAGGUUCCUUGGCCAAGAAGGGAAGACUCCCAAUAUGCACCAGAGUGAAAAACCACUGGUGUUUGGACAGAGCUAUGGUGGAGGUGGUAAAAUAAGUUUUGAACCCCGCUAUCCCACUAGGAUACCCAAAGAGAGCUACAACUUCACCAGAGAACAGGUCCUGGCUCCAGAAAGAGCAGCACAUGUCGAGUCGCCCUACUAUGACCUUGAAAAUAAGACAAUGACUAUGCCUCAAUAUGAUGAUGACUAUACAAUGUCUGUAGCAACAUGGAAACGACCAGUUAUCUUGGAAAACAAAGAAUCGUUGAGAAAGCCAACUACUGAUGAUACUGAGCAGCAAAAACCAUUUACACGUACAGUGCAAAAUGUCCCCAAAGUUGAUUUUAAGGAGGCUGAUAGGCUAUCAAAUACAUACCCAGAAAAUGAGGUCCAUUCCAAAUAUUUCCCUGGAGAGUAUAAAAGGGAAGCUAAGUAUGAGUCUCUCUUCCACAGAAAUACACACAAUGUUAAUGAUAGGCCAGCUGGGCCAACUUUAACGUCGGCCAACUUUAAAGUAAUGUCUUUGAAAGAGAGAAUGAAUGAAUUGCCAAAGCAACAGAUGUCCGACCCUGCACAAUUCCAAAGCUUAAAACAUUUCUGGAAUGUAGAAGAGAAAAAUUCACAGAGAGCAGAUGUUGGUACAUCGCCAAAUAAACUCCCCACAGACAUCUUAAGCAGAAACAAGCCUACUAGAGCUGAUCUCAAACAAAGAAACUCCAAAGAGAUGCCAGCAGAUGACCUCAUACUCCCUAACACAUUUGACAUCCUUUCUGAUGAGGAACAAAACUCUCAGAAAGUAGCCUCCUGGUUAGCUCAAACACCCACAGUUUAUGGGGUCGAUCAAGUGGAUCACAGAAAAGAACAGUUUGAUCCUAGCGAAGUGACUGAAAAUAUCCAAAUAUCAUCAGCCAAUAAAAAAAACAACGCUGAGGAUUUUACUAGUUCACUUCAAAAACUCCAAAUGGAAGCUUUGGAAUCCCCCAGGAUUACUGAGCCAGAAAAGUUGCAAACUCAGGAAAUUUCUGCGGCUUCCCCGAAUUCUAUGGAAAAUACAUCUGCUGCUGCCAAUAUUAAAUCUACAGAUAGAAGUUUUUAUGACCAAGUCCUAAAAAGAAGUAACGAGCCUUCCACUUUUAAAGAAACAAAACCUAUAGUUUGGGACAUACCAACGAUGCAUAAUGUACAGUCUGAGCACAAUGCAGGAGAACCAGUUGAAGAAACGGUCAACAAAACUGUGGCACCUGCAAAGGAGGAAAGUGCGUUCAGUAUCGGUUUCGAGAAACUCCAGACAGAAUAUUCCAAACCUCAUGAAGAACACCAAACAGAUGAACCAAAUCUGUCCAUUGAAGACCUAUUUGAGGAAGAUGCAAAUGAGCCCGAGGAGGUCAUCAAGAAGUCAACUACCCCCAAAAGUCGAGACCAACAGGAUUUUAUUUUUUCACUAAAUAAGCUAGAAAUGGAAGCCUCUAAACCACCUCUCCUCGCAACUGAAAAUAAGGGUGACCUGCCUAACGAAGAAAUCACACUGAACACGGUAAGCCCUGUGAAGUCCUCCUAUAAAAUUGGUUUUGAGCACAUUAGCCCCAAUGAAAAUAAUGGCCAGUACAAGUCCCCCAUAGAACACUCUUUAACAUAUGAAACACCAAGGUACUAUCCACUUGACCAGGACCAUAGUGCUGAAGUAGCAAAUAAGGAUGAAGAAACUGUAGAAAAGACCACAGUGCCAAAUGUUGAAAGUGACCUCCACUCUGCACUGAAGAAACUCCAAGCAGAAUAUGUCAAGCCUCAUAAAGAACACCAAACAGAUGAAUCAAAUCUGCCCAUUAAAGACAUAUCUGAGGAAUAUGCAAAUGAGUCAAAUGAGGUCAUCAAGAAGUCAACUGUCCCCAAAAGUCAAGACCAACAGGAUUUUAUUUUUUCACUGAAUAAGCUAGAAAUGGAAGCCUCCAAACCACCUCUCCUUCCAACUGAGAAUCAGAAUGACCUUCCUGAUGAAGACAUCACAAUGAACACAGUAAGCCCUGUAAAGUCAUCCUAUAAAAUUGGUUUUGAGCACAUUAGCCCAAAUGAGGCUGAAGAAACUGUAGGAAAGACCACCAUGCCAAAUGUUGAAAGUGACCUCAGUUCUGCACUGAAGAAGCUAGAACUUGAAGCACAAUCCAUCAAUGAAAAUGUGGAUCAAGACCAUGAAGAGCCAAACAUUAACUCAACUUCACAGACCAACAAGUCUGCGGUACAUGGCAUUUAUAUUAACUCUUCUAUAGCUCUGUCUCCUACUGAGGAGGAACAACCUGAUCUGCAAUUACCAUAUUCAAGCAGAGCUGGAAGAUCUGUAGCGUCAGUUGAGGAGCCCCCAAUAGAGGGCUUUUACGAGGCCAAACCAAUAUUUCAAAUAGAACUGCCAAAAUACACUGUUAACACUCAGGAAAACCUUCCAGUGAAAGAAGAGGAAGCCAUAGAGAGGACUGUUGUUAAAACCCAAGAAAACAGUGACUUUCCAAAUCAGUUAAUGCGUCUGCAAGACGAAGCAGCCACUGUUUCAGAAGAGCCAGAAGAUCCAUCAGUAGGUGACACGGUCAUAGUGUCACAGUUUCCAAACAGAAAAAUAAUUUCUAAAACCGUGUUCCCUAGCAUCGAAUCUUUACCUAGAUAUAGUUUUGACACAUAUGACGCUGAGGAAACAAAUAAGGUCCCAAGUAACGAUCCUUCUCCAUGGCGCAACCCAAAGGAUCCCAAUGAACAAAAGUCCCCGGUCUAUUCUCGGCUUGAGGAGCUGGCAAAACAUCCUCGGCCUGCUGAUAAAUCUGGCUCUUACCAGGGAAGCGCAAGAAAUGUGCUAUAUAAGAAGCCAGAAAGUUCUACUGGAGUAUCAAACUCUGAGCCAGGUAAGCCAGCUCCGACAAUUAGCUCAAGCGACUCCGCAUCAUCCAAACAUGAUAAAUAUACAUUUGAGGUUAUGAAGGCACAAGAUGAAUCCAUAAGUAAGGUUCUAGAUUGGUUUAGUCGAAGUUCUGACACUGGUGAUGAACAGUCACCAUCUGUAGGUUUGACGGAGGAAACAAAAAAUAGUCAACGACAACUACGUCCUCGUGUUGGUACAAGUGAAGAUGAAUCUGGAGCUGGUGUUGAGAAAGUAAGUGGUUGCUUAACACCAGAGGAGACUGAGUUCUUCUCAGAAUCUGAGCUUCCUAAAAUGGUUGGGAAUCCUCAAUCAAAAUUAUCAAUAGGCAACAUUGAGAAUAUCAGCGCUGAUCAAUCAAACAUACCAAAUGCGGAAUUUAUGACACCAGUUGCACCAACAGAAGAGGACUCCAUUCCACUUAAACAGGUCCAUUCUCAUUCAAAAGCUGAAGAACUCUUGGAAUUUGGAAAGAGUGGAGGUGGAUGUGGAAAGAUUAAUAACCACGUUGGCAAUGAUGAUUUUGUGGGAAAAGAUCUACAGAUGGUUUACAAGCCAGAUGUUGUUGAAAAUCACAAUGAGGGUAUAAAAGUUGAACUUGAAUCUGGCACGUUAAAGCCUCCAUUACCUGUUCAGCCUGGAGCAGGAGGGACUCCAGUAUAUACUGAAGAUGAAGAGCAGAAAGAAGUUGAAGUAACUUCAACAGGACCUACUAUUUUAGAACCAAGUGAUCCUCUUCAAAAUUCUAAAAAUCCAGAUGUUGAAAUUUACAAUGAGGGUAUUAAACUUGAACUAGAAUCUGGCACGUUAAAGUCUCCAUUACCUGUUCAGCCUGGAGCAGGAGGGACUCCAGUAUAUAAUGAAGAUGAAGAGCAGAAAGAGUUUGAGGUUACUUCAUCAGGACCUACUAUUUUAGAACCAAGUGAUCCUCUUCAAAAUUCUAAAAAGCCAGAUGUUGUUGAAAAUCACAAUGAGAGUAUAAAAAUUGAACUGGAAUCUUGCAUGUUAAAGCCUCCAUUACCUGUUCAGGCUGGAGCAGGAGAGAUUCCAGUAUAUAGUGAAGACGAAGAGCAGAAAGAGGUUGAGGUAACUUCAUCAGGACCUACUAUUUUAGAACCAAGUGAUCCUCUUCAAAAUUCUAAAAAUCCAGAUUUUGAAAAUCACAAUGAGGGUAUUAAACUUGAACUGGAAUCUGGCACGUUAAAGUCUCCAUUACCUGUUCAGCCUGGAGCAGGAGGUACUCCAGUAUAUAAUGAAGAUGAAGAGCAGAAAGAGUUUGAGGUUACUUCAUCAAGACCUACUAUUUUAGAACCAAGUGAUCCUCUUCAAAAUUCUAAAAAGCCAGAUGUUGAAAAUCACAAUGAGGGUAUAAAAAUUGAACUGGAAUCUUGCACGUUAAAGCCUCCAUUACCUGUUCAGGCUGGAGCAGGAGAGAUUCCAGUGUAUAGUGAAGACGAAGAGCAGAAAGAGGUUGAGGUAACUUCAUCAGGACCUACUAUUUUAGAACCAAGUGAUCCUCUUCAAAAUUCUAAAAAUCCAGAUUUUGAAAAUCACAAUGAGGGUAUUAAACUUGAACUGGAAUCUGGCACGUUAAAGUCUCCAUUACCUGUUCAGCUUGGAGCAGGAGGGACUCCAGUAUAUAAUGAAGAUGAAGAGCAGAAAGAGUUUGAGGUAACUUCAUCAGGACCUACUAUUUUAGAACCAAGUGAACCUCUUCAAAAUUGUAAAAAUCCAGAUGUUGAAAAUGACAACGAGGGUAUAAAAAUUGAAUUGGAAGCUGGCAUGUUAAAGCCUCCAUUACCUGUUCAGGCUGGAGCAGGAGAGACUCCAGUAUAUAGUGAAAAUGAAGAGCAGAAAGAGGUUGAGGUAACUUCAACAGGACCUAUUUUAGAAACAAGUGAUCCUCUCCAAAAUUCCAAAAAUCAGGAGUUGGAGAAACUUAACAUUACAAAAAAGAGAGUCAGUGAUAUUAAACAAUUCUGGGAAGGGGAAAAGCCAUCUCAAUCUGUACCAAAAAAGUUGAUCUUAAAAAGUACUUUUAGUCCAAAUGAACAGUCCAUUACUCCAAAUAGUUCUUUUGACAGUGAUGAUCAGAAUGGUUCAAGCAUUGUGACUUUUAAAAAGGUAAUGUUGGAAGAGGACGACGACGAUCAGUUAUCCCCUAUUGAUCAAUUGAAAUCCUUCUGGGAAAAUGAGAAAAGCAAAGAAAUUGUAAAAGGUCAUCCAGGUGGACCGGUAAUGAAGAUCAGAAGCUUGGACAUUGAAAAGGUGUCGCCUGUAGCAGAUCCCAGACCAGACUUUCGGAAGAGGUACAUUUUUAAUUUUAAUUCUGAAAUUGAACAGAUAACAGGUCCGGAAAGCAAUGCUCCUCAAAGAAGUGUUUCACUUGGGGAGAACAAAUACGAAGGUGGAAAACACCAGCCGAAAUCCAUCAACUUUCAGAGCUUAAGAAGCUUCUGGAGUGUGGACAGUAAUUCAAAGGGAAUCAACCCCCGAAUUCAAGCAUUGUCAGGAACCUCAAAUAGGCAGUUUAAUUCCAAUCCUGAUAUAAGAAGCAGAGAUCCAUUAAUAGCAAAAAUUAAAACUAAACUAGCUUCAAAGAGUUUAGAGAACAUUCGAGACAGUACGCCAGAUAGUUCUCAGCUUGAAUUAUAUGACCAAAAACAUGAUGGCAAACACAAAGUAUCUAUUCCUAGAAAAUUUAAUGUAGAAAAAUUUACUACGACAGACCCAAAUGAUUUAGUUCAAAAAAGUGAAAGGUUCUCUGCACCUAAGCAGCAAUUUGACAGUCAAGUAAAAAUUAAUACUCUAAAUAAAAAGGUAUCAGCAGAAAGGUCCCCUUCUGUAGAAUGUGAAUUUGGGGAUGCUAGUCCUGUUUUGCCUUCUAGUACUUCUAACAUUACAAUAGAAGUAAAGCAAGAUAAAACUGUUCCUAAACAGGCAAAGGAUAUUUUAAAUGAUGUAGAACGAGCACAAAACCCUGACUAUAGCAGUGACGAUGAUAGAGAAGAAUGUAAUAAACAACCUGAUCUCGUUACUUUACUACCGCAGCAAAAUAAUGUUAAAAACCUAAAAAACCCAGAACCUAGUUUGGAAGAAAAGAGUGUCUUGGUGUGUUCCAGUAGUGCAGAAGUUCCCGUAGCUAUAGAAAAUCCUUCAUGCGAUACAAAUCUAAAUAAAUUAUACAAUAUAUAUUCUACACCUGAUGAACCCAGUGGAACUGAAAUUACACCAAGUUACCAGAAUAGCGGUGAGUGCAAGGUUCAUGAACUAAACCCCUCAAAUUCAGCUGACCCAAUUCUUCAGCAAGAUUCCGAACCCAAGGUUGGUCUUCAAACUUAUGGUGCAGUCUCUGAUGAGAUUCCAUCCAAAACAGUUCAAGAAAUGUCAUCUGAGCAAUUGACAGAGGCUUCAGAAUUCGUAUUGAAAUCAUUUGCACCAAGAAGGGAUGACGUUUCAUUAAGUUUACAAAAAUUAAGAGAUGAAUGGACUGAUGACCAUUCUAGUUUGCCAAGAGAACAGGCAUCUGUAUCUUCGUUGACACCUAUCUUAUCAAGUAAAUCCAUCGAAAAUCAACUGGAGUUCCAAGAUGAAGAAAAUGGUGAGCAUAUAUAUUCUAACGUAACAAAUGACAGCAUUCCCAUAAAUUUUUUUGUAAAACAGGGUGGUUUUGAUAAUAGUCUGACAAAGUCUCCUGUAGAUACCGAUGUGUCUGGAUCGCCAGCAAACACUACCGAGAAAGAUCAUUCAGAAAGUGUCUAUGCUAUACGGAAAGAUACGUUGUUUGAUUCCAGUGACGAACCUAUUAAUGAAAAUGUUGGAAAAACUGUAGUUCCACCCAAAAAGGGUUUCAGUGACUUUGAUAAAGGAUUGCAAAAUCUUUACAAUGAAUCUUUGGAUGCACCAAUUAGCCCAAAUAAAAAUCUUCCAAAAGAUGAAUAUAUAGAGAUACAGGAACCUGGCCAAGGUAUUGGCGAGGUCUUAGCAGUCUCUUCAAGUGAAAAUGGCAGCAAAGUCCAAAGAAGUUCAAGUACAGAUAAAAAAUACACCACCUACCAGCCACUAAUAUUGAAUAUUUCAUCAAAAAAGACAGAUGAACGAAAUGAGGACCUGUCCACACCUUACACAAAAUCGUCUUCUAUCGCACAUCAUUCUGUUGAUCUUCCACAUGAUACGAUGCUUGAUCAUUUGGUCCAGGAAGGACGGAAAAAUGUAUCUUUAGACACCGUGGGUUCAGACUUGAGAGGGUCUUCUGAAUCUACGAACUUAAUUUCUGAAGAGCCUACGUCUAAACUAAAUGUUUCUUUUGCCAGGGAAACAGAGGUUUUGGACCCAUUGGCCCAAUCAAAUUAUAAAAAGGGAAACCUCAUUUUACCAGCAGCACAGAGUAUAAAAGAAAUUGAAGAAAGAAUUCCAAGUCCAAUUAUUCUGUCUAGAACUCCAUUUUUUCACUUUGAUGAGAGGCUAAAAAAGCUAUAUGAGGAGUCUUCUGACCUAAAACCUACUCUUACGGACACCAUGGACAUGGAGAAUGUGACACAGAAAAUUGAGCAUGAGCAAACAGCUGAUGUUUAUUUAUAUUCUAGUGAGCCAAAGACAACAAUUCUUAACUCUUUAAACUCAACUUUGGAUUCUCCUGAGACAAUGCCAGCUGACCGAGAGACCCUGAUUGUUAAAAGUGCUGACUCUGAUUCUCAGGCUCCGGAUAUCUUGGUACAGGAAGUGGAAGAGACAAUUGAGAAAAGUCAUGCACCAAAGACAAUACCGUCGUAUACUAAAAGAUUAGAAAAACUUCAAAGGGAGGCCAUGGAUGACGAGGAAGGAAGAUUGAUAGGAAACGUGCCUCCUAAUGCCAUGGCUACAAGUGAACUUCAGCCCAAACUGAAUGAAAAUGUUUUAAUAGAAAAUAGGGUUUCUGCAACUCCUCCUGAGGAAACAGAAGUUUUUGUCCAAGAAAAAAUGGAGCCUGACAGAUUUGAGGAAAGUCGAGAAUCUACUUCAGAAACAAAGCUGGCCUUUACAUCCUUGCAACAGAGCACUCCUGUGAAAGAAAAAAACAGCUCUUUACGGAGGAGUACACUGGAACUUUAUCUCGAGGCACCAUAUCGAAGGGAAAUAUCAAAAAGUAUUGAUUUUGAUCUUUCCGGAUAUAUUACUUCAGGAGUCGACAAAGAGAGAUGUAUGGAAGACUCAAACCCCAUUUUGAGCGCAUUGAAUAGGAGCACAGCUAAAACGCUUAACUCCAAAGCUGUUCAGGAGGUUUCCCCCACAAGUACAAAUGAAGUGAAAUUAAAGACCCCACACCUAGAAGCCUUAGGUGUAAUCAAACUCACCUCGAUUAAUGCAAAGGGUCUCAACACCCCCGAGAAAAGAUCCCACUUACUUCGGACACUACGAUCCGACGGAGUGGAUGUGGCUCUAAUCCAGGAGACACAUUUUAAGAUCUCUGCUCGAGGCCCCUCCUUGGUAAAUCAAAAAUAUCCCCUGGCUUUCUACUCCAACAACCCUGAAGAUGCCUCUAUUGGCUCCAUUACGUGGUCGGACCAUGCUCCAGUAUCCUUGUCCCUAUCGGCCCCAUCUCGUGCCCUCGGUCCUUGGACCUGGCGCCUUAAUGAAUCGCUCCUAUAUGAUGCAUAUUGUAAAUCAGAAUUGGACAAGACACUGUCCGAGUACUUUGAUAUCAAUGACACAGGAGAAGUAUCCGAAAUUACGAUUUGGGAGGCCCACAAAUGUGUUAUACGGGGUAAACUGAUCCAACUAGGUUCGUUUGUGAAGAAAAACAGUCAGGCCUUGAUCACUACAUUACUACACAAAAUUCACACCUUAGAAACACGCCACAAAACCUCCCUGACACCAUCGGACUUGACGGAGCUAUCCGCGGCCCGAGCACAACUCCGAACAACCCUCAAUAACAAAACCGAAGCCUCCCUGCGUAGAUGUAAUAGUAAAUAUUAUAAGUGGGGGAAUAAACCAGGCAGGCUCUUGGCCCAGGCACUUAGAACCCAGAGAUUGGCCUCCUUCAUCCCAUCAAUGAAAAACAACACGGGCUCCACAUGCUUUAAAUCCCCAGAGAUAGCAGCAUGCUUUAAAAGCUACUAUAAUACCCUAUACAACCUGGGUAACCCUUCCCAGGCCCAUGACCCUCUCUCCAAUAUGUUAAGAGCCAGGAAAUAUCUAGCCGAUGUGGCAUUUCCUCAACUAUCAAAAUCUGCCCAGAAAUCUUUAGAAGCACCUUUUACUUUAGCCGAGGUGGACCAUGUUAUCUCUAUCGCUCCCCUACGUAAAAGUCCGGGCCCAGAUGGCUUCACAGCCACCUACUAUAAGAUGUUCAAAGAAAUGCUGGCUCCCAAAUUACUGCAGGCCUUUAACUCCAUAUCCGCCGAGACCCACUUUUCUAGACAAUCACUUGAGGCCCAUAUCACGGUGAUCCCUAAACAAGGAAAGGACCCCUCAGUGUGCUCCAGCUACAGGCCAAUCUCCUUGCUUAAUAUAGACCUCAAGUUCUUCGCGAAACUAAUGGCUCUUAGACUGAAUGAAUUUCUCCCGUCGCUCGUCCAUAACGACCAAGUGGGUUUCGUACCCGGUCGGGAAGCGAAAGAUAACACGACUAAACUCCUCAACCUAAUCCAUUUGGCCUCCAGCAGUAAGAUAUCUACUGUACUACUGUCCACAGAUGCCGAAAAGGCCUUUGACAGGGUAAAUUGGGACUUCAUGAGAGCGGUGCUGGAGCACAUCGGGUUGGGCCCACAAGCUCUUCAUAGAAUAUUAUCUUUGUAUACACAACCAUCAGCAAAGGUACGGGUUAAUGGGACUCUCUCUGAUAACUUUCUAAUUAGUAAUGGAACGAGACAGGGCUGUCCUUUAUCCCCCCUGAUCUUUGUCCUUUGUAUUGAAGCCCUGGCCAGGGCAAUCAGGACUAAUGACAAGAUUAAGGGACUACAAGUAGGGGAUAUAGAUUAUAAGCUUGCUCUAUUUGCAGAUGAUCUGCUGGCGACAGUCACAGACCCCACACACUCACUCCCCAACCUGAUGAGCGAGCUAGACAUUUUCAGCUCACUAUCAGGUUUUAAAAUCAACACAUCCAAAUCCUAUGCUCUUCAUAUCUCAACCCCCCAUUCGGUUUUAACUGGCUUGAAAGCUACGUUUCCUUUUCAGUGGAGGGACUCCCACAUUACAUACCUGGGAGUUCAACUAUCCAGCGAUUCCUCACGUUUACUGUCCUUGAACUUCCACCCCAUUCUCCAAGCCGUUAGAAACGACUAUUGCAGAUGGCAAUAUCAUAAUCUUUCUUGGCUUGGUAGAAUCAAUGUUGUAAAGAUGAACACACUACCCAAAUUACUUUAUCUCCUUCAGACCUUACCGAUUCAGAUCCCCGACUCUUGGUUCCGGACUGUGAGAUCUUUGAUCCAGCAAUUUAUAUGGCGUCGUAAGAGACCCAGAAUCAAAAGGUCAAUCCUGACUCGACCUCCCCAGAAAGGGGGCUUUCUAUUACCAGACAUUGAAAUCUACUACCAAGCAAUUCUCCUAAACAGAGUCUUGGAUUGGACCAGGAGCCGGGAGAUUAAGCAAUGGGUGGUCUUAGAAGGUUCAUGCGUGCAGUUGUUCCCAGAAAUCUUCCCAUGGCUCCCGACCUUACCCAAAUUACUACACCCUCACCCGACCAUAUCUCCUACACUUUCUUUCUGGAAGAGGACACGACAAAGAUCGUGCAUCUCUUCUGUUUUUGGCCCCCUCACCUCUUUUCUGAGUAAUCCGACCUUCCCACCGGGCCUCUCAUUAGGAUAUUAUCGAAACUGGGCGUUGGAGGGACUCUUUAGAGUGGGGCAGUUGGUCCACCCAUCCGGGGUUAAACAGUUCUCGGAGAUACGAGAGAAGUGGGAGAUCCCACAGAGAGAUUUCUGGAAAUUCCUACAGAUCCGUCACUUCCUACAUACAAAUAAUGCAUACCGUGAGGCAUCAAGGGAGCUGACCGCGUUUGAAAAAAUGUGCGUGGCCCCCAUGAAUCCAAUACACACUGUCUCCACCCUGUACAAACUUCUAUGUGCGUCUGACUCCCUGACACCCCCCCAUUUUAUUCAAAAGUGGGAAAGAGAUCUAAACAUCUCACUCUCGGAUAAGGAAUGGGACUCUAUCUUUCUUAAAACUCAUAAGAGCUCCAUCUGUAUCCAAACUCCAGCAGCCGGCAUCGGAUUAGAGAACAGAGGAGAGAUCAAACUGGCUCUAAAAUAUAAUCCAUUGUCACCCACUGGAACAGGUACAAAGGCGGUUACUACCGGGGAAGUACACAUCUGGAUCAAAGACUGCCUCCAGCUCCCCAUGCUUCGUGAAAACAAAAUAAACUCUUUCGUAAAAUGUACGAUACUUCCUGACACCAGCAGGAAAAGUCGCCAGAAAACACGGACUGUGGACAAAACCACCAAUCCUAUUUUUAACCACACAAUGGUUUAUGACGGCUUCAAAGAAGAGGACUUGAGAGAGGCAUGUGUGGAACUCACAGUGUGGGACCAUAACAGACUAUCAAAUCACUUCAUUGGAGGUCUACGGCUAGGCCUCGGAACAGGAAAGAGUUACGGGACAGCUGUAGACUGGAUGGACUCGAGCCAUGAGGAAACCACAAUGUGGGACAGGAUGAUUACCUCUCCCAACACCUGGGUUGAGGGCUUGCUGCCACUGCGGAUGUUUAAGAUGGCCAAAAUAGCCAAAUAAAUGGGAAAUAUAGGUUAUCCUUACGUCGUAAUCCAGCACUGCGAUCACUUUUAUACUAUAAACCUCAUUUGCUUUUUGUGAAUGUAAACAGAUAAUGUCUUUACUCAAGAGCCAAAAAGCUGUGUCAUGUCCUCUACUGUGUACGUCCUGAGUGGUGGUCCGGCUGGAAGACUGCUACACGGAGAAGGCUCUGCAACUGUGGAACUGCAUAAUGUUCCAUUGUUUUUUUUCUUGUUUUUUAACUGUGGUACAAUGGGAACUUGAUUAGAAAGAGAUAAUGAAGUUUUUACAUAUAACUCCAAGUGGGAAAAAGUUGUAUUUUGUCCCCCGCUGCUAUCUUUUAGAAAACUUUUGGAAUGGGUGACGUAUCCUUUUUCAUUUUCAUCCUGUUCCGCAGUCCCUGUGUCAUUAGGGCUCACACAAAAUGGAAGCUGUCUUGCUCCUAGACGGUUUCUCUACCUUAUUGGGAACUUCCUAUAGAAAAUGGGGAGAAAGGUGUAAAAUAUGGUAAAUAUGGAUCGCUAUAAAUAUAUUUAAUUUUUAUUGCAUCAUGGCGCAUAUGAUUUUCAAGCCUGUGGGUGACAUGGUUAAAAUUGUCCAAUUUUCACUUUGGCAUAUGUUCAUUAUUUCUGUACUUUUAAAUGUAACACUUAAGUGUCUGCUAAAUAUGCACUUGUGUAAUGGGUUUUGUACAAAAUGAAAGUGUCAAUAUUUGGGGAAAAUGAAGUUUGGAAUAGAAAUGUGUAUAUAUGUAAUUAUCUCAAUAAAAUGAUUGCCACACAA